AUGACCUUUGGCAUAAGUUGUGCGCCAUGCAUUGCUCACUACAUACGUGACAAGAAUGCAGAAUCAUACCGCCAGCAGUAUCCUCAAGCAUACGAGGCCAUCCGAAAGGCUCACUAUGUCGACGACUACAUCGACAGUACGGACAGCGAGCAGGAGGCUCUCGACGUGGCAACUCUGGUUCGCAAGGUUUAUCAAGCUGGUGGAUUCGAAAUCCGAAAUUGGACCUCGAACUCCACUGAAGUCCUUAUGCAGUUACUCGAUGCCGACUUCGCAGCGCAAGCGCCAGUCCAAUUUGGUGGCACAGAAAAGGUGUUAGAGUGGCGUCGCCUAUACAGAGCAGUAGCAACAUUCCUCUUGUACUUCGAUCGAUUGAACGCUAAACGACUCAACCGGACCAAACCGAACAAUAUUACUCCGGAACUGAUCAAAAAGGCGAUCAACCUACUCUUCAAGCAAGCGCAAGCUGAAGCAUAUUCCGCAGAAAUUAGUUUACUACGUGCAAAGCUAUCGCUAAGCAAACAAAGCAGAUUGGCUGGAUUAAAUGUUUACCUCGAUGAAAACGGGAUCAUGAGGACUCAAGGUAGAGCCGACUCCAUCAACUGCAGGAAAGACGCUAUCGUUAUGCCAAGGGAAAGCUACAUUUCGUUCCUAAUAGUAAAGGCAUAUCACGUCGAAAAUCACCAUAUGGCUCAUGAGACGACCAUAAACAACGUAAUGGCCUCUUAUUACGUGCCACGUUUGCGCGUUUUAUACAAGUCUGUGCGUAAAUCCUGCCAAAAAUGUAAGAUAAAUAACGUCGUGCCUGAACCUCCACAAAUGGCGCCAAUACCCGCAGCGAGAUUGGCCAGCUUCGCAAGACCAUUUACGUAUACAGGCGUUGACUACUUCGGACCCAUACUGGUAAAUGUCGGCCGGCAUAAGGAGAAGAGAUGGGGUGUGCUUUUUACUUGCCUGACACUCCGAGCAGUACACUUCGAAAUAGCUUACAGUUUGGAUACUAGCUCCUGCAUCAUGUGCUUACGCAAUUUUAUGGCACGCCGUGGUACGCCGAUGGAAAUAUACUCGGACAACGGCACGAAUUUUAGGGCCACCGAAAAAGCUGUACGAGAGGAGCUGAUGAAGAUCGAUUUUGACAAGCUAACCAUAAAAUACGACCGCAUUAAAUGGCGCUUCAACCCACCCGGCGCACCCCAUAUGGGAGGCGCCUGGGAACGACUCGUCCGAACCACGAAAACAAUUUUGAAAGGCAUCUGCCCGAUGUAUUCUUUCAACGACGAAAGUCUUCGUAGCGCGCUGAUGGAAGCAGAGUAUAUUAUCAACUCGCGCCCGCUGACCUUU
Rhagoletis pomonella (apple maggot) is the source of this 1338-nucleotide messenger RNA. RefSeq lists its product as uncharacterized. Gene Ontology annotation, molecular function: nucleic acid binding. Gene Ontology annotation, biological process: DNA integration. The transcript has 2 exons. The annotation marks the transcript as partial. Lineage: Eukaryota; Metazoa; Arthropoda; Insecta; Diptera; Tephritidae. The record is from RefSeq and is a predicted model, not a curated record.